Molecule: messenger RNA, 690 nt
Organism: [Torrubiella] hemipterigena
Lineage: Eukaryota; Fungi; Ascomycota; Sordariomycetes; Hypocreales; Clavicipitaceae
Source: the annotation of a GenBank genome assembly
AUGCUGUGCAACAAACACCGCAAGCAGUUGGCUUCUUCUGGCAAUGGCGGAUUCUGGAAAGCCGUUUCCAAAGGUGCGGCCAAACACGGUAGCAAAAUCCCCCAAUAUGCUUGUCAGCUCAUCGCUGUGGCGAUGUUAAAAGCACGACAGCGUUAUUUGCUACGUUACCCAAGUCGAUCUAUGCUGGACAUUGAUCUGCUUCUUACCGCAUAUAUCCAGCACUUCUUGAUCUACCUAGUAUCCGCUGAAAAGUCGCAACAUGAUGUCGGCCUCCAAUGGAGACUAUCUACGGGCGAAAAGUUUGAAGCCGUCGACUAUUCCACCCCAGUCGGCCCAAGCAAACAGGUUUCUAAGAACAGGUUCAAGCUUUCGCCCGACGCAGCCCAGAUUUUGAAACCAAUAGCUGAGUUGGUUGGCGAGGGGAAAAUCAAACCGGAUUUGAUGGGUAUGGCUGCGUCGAUUUUUGAAUCUAAGCCACAGAAGAAGACGCAUAGAAAGCGGAAUCUCUUCGUUAUUGAAAGUCAUGACGAGGACCAAUCUAAACAAUGCACUCUGCAGACGCAAACGAUUGACGCCAACCACUCAGCAGAGACACUCCCUGCGUCGCCGACUCGCCGACUUCGCCGUUGUCGACCAGCUGUAUCUCCAUUGAGACCACGGAAAGGGUAUUCGCCCGGGAAAGCCGUUUAA